GUUCUCUAUGAAGUCGUCGACCAGCCACCCACCAUCCUCAUCACACUGGCUCGCGACGACACCGCACGCCCAGGCGCAACCCGAACGUACGACGGUAGGUAAGUGCUCGACGGACGGAAAUAGAAGCAACGAUUGAAUUACUACAGCCUGCGACGAGCCCCCGCGUACCGAUCCCCCCCCCCCCCCCAAGGCCCAUCGACUCGUCAUCUGGCACUGGACGCGGACCCAACAGGCUGAACCGUCAAGCACUUCAACUGCCGUCCUGUCCUUCGCCUGAUCGGUCCAAUUCGUCCAUUUCCCGCGCCAUAGGCGGCCCGAUAGACACCGCCGAAUUUAAUCCAACGACGCUGGCGUCUGAGAGUCCUGUGUCGUCGAGACUCGACACUCAUCACCACCCACCACCCCCGUCACGGGAUCAUCUGUCCCCGUCGCGCCACCACGGCCCGCCGCCAAGCUUGCACACAGGCCUGAGUUGUCGUUGAGCCGGAGCCAAUUGCCACGCCGGGCACAGCUAGACCAGGGGUGUGCCAAUUCGCUCCGUUGGCUGGUCUGCAGGCGAGGUCCUGCUAAAGGCGCGGGCCUCUUCCACUCGAUCGUGCUAGUUAAGCGCCCAGCUACCUCGUCGCCCAACGGUAUUCGCUGGAAACCCCGUGUUCGAGCGACGGAGCCCUUAGGCGGUACUUGUACACCCGUGCUGCCAGCCAUCCUGCCCUUCGCCUGCCCGCCGCAACUCCGACGUCCUCGGCGGCAACCGCUUUCCCUCAAUCGUGACUCCAAUUCACGACUUGACGUGAGCGACCUGGCUUCUUGCGAGCUGCUCUCGUCGCCCAUCGACCGACUUGUAGCACAGCAUCUGCGCCCAAGUGUCAAGCCAUGUCGCUGAAGCAGGAAAUCGAGACAUGGGUCGCGGCUCUCGGCCGCUACGACAACAAUGAAUUCGACGAUGCGCUCGGCGAAUUCGACAAGAUUGCUGAUACAAGCAAGAUUCUCUUCAACAUGGGUGUCAUCCAUGCGACGCUGGGCGAGCAUGAGAAAGCUGUUGAAUGUUAUCAACGAGCCAUUCGACUUGACCAGUAUCUUGCCGUCGCGUACUUCCAACAAGGAGUGUCCAACUUUCUCAUUGGCGACUUCGAGGAGGCACUCGCCAACUUCAACGACACCCUGCUGUACCUCCGAGGCAACACCAUGAUCGAUUACGCACAGCUUGGUCUCCUGUUCAAGCUGUAUUCAUGCGAAGUGCUUUUCAACCGCGGGCUGUGCUACAUCUACUUGCAGCAAAGGGACGUCGGCAUGCAGGAUCUGUCGUAUGCCGUCAAGGAAAAGGUGGUUGAGGACCACAACGUAAUUGAUGAGGCGAUUCGUGAGGAAGCAGAGGGGUAUACUGUAUUCUCGAUCCCGGUGGGCGUGGUGUAUCGACCCAACGAAGCCAAGGUGCGAAAUCUGAAGACCAAAGACUAUCUCGGCAAAGCAAGGCUGGUCGCAGCAUCAGAUCGGUCCAACGCCUUCACCGGCUUUGCAGGAUCCGAGAUCAAGAACGCGGGCAAAACCGAGGUUAAGGACGACAGGCCUGCUGACAAUAUCUCAUUCGCUGCAACCAACCUCGUGAAGCCUGGAAUUCAAUCUCGAAGACAGCAAUCGGAGCCGCCCACGAAUCGCAACGUUUUCCCUCCGACACCGCCGCCUGAGAACGACCGACCGAGCAGGGGCGCGUCUGUCCGCAACGGACCAAAGCCGAUGCCCGCCAAGCUGAGCAUUCCCUCACAGGAAUCCAAUCGCAGGUACGAAAAGGCGCCGUCUCCGGAAGACGGUAGGGCCCGGCCCGCGCGGUCGGCUUCUGCUGCCCCAGCACGCGGCUACUCGCAGCGAGAUCCGGUCCAGGCGCCGGCGCCCCUUCAAAGAAGCUCUCCGCUAGCACGAAGACCGACCAGAACAAUCGACGAGGAAGAGGCGUACCCCGGCGAGCUGUACGACAUGUAUCAGACUGGCGGUGGAUCGCGCAACUCGAGAGGGAGCAGAAGCACGAACCGGAGACCGCAGCAGCGGUACAUCGAAGAGGAGGACGAAGGGUCGGAUUAUGAUGAUGGAUCGCUGGACGAACCCGAAUUCGAGAUGAUUUCCAACAACCGCCGUGUCCCGGCCUCCUCAUCUGGGUCUCGCGCCGCAUCUCGACGCCCAGAUAUUCGCAAAGUUCGGGUCAAGGCUCACUCUGACGAUGUCCGGUACAUCAUGAUUGGCACCGCCAUCGAGUUCGCCGACCUCGUGGACCGUGUGCGCGAAAAGUUCGGCAUGCGGCGACGGUUCAAAAUCAAGAUCAAGGAUGAGGACAUGCCGGAUGGUGACAUGAUCACAAUGGGAGACCAAGACGACCUGGAGAUGGCCCUACAGAGCUCGAUCAACUCUGCCAAGAGACAACGCUUGGACAUGGCCAAGAUGGAGAUUUGGAUUUUCGAGGUUUAGACGUCAUCUGAUACCCUACCGCGCCUUGGUAGCGCGUCGGUUGGACGUCGCAGUCCAGCCACUUCCGUGUAACGACGCAAUGGCCUCAGCAUGUGUUUUCUGAGCAUAUAAUCUCCUAAAACGCUCACCCCGUCCCCCGCAUACGCUUUUGUCUUCUUAUUCUUCUUUAGUUGUCAUUAUCACAUAGCAUUGCAAGCUGUUUUGCAUUUUCAUUGGCCACGCGGUUAGAGAAAGGGGCCACGGUCCAAACAAGUUGGAGCGGUAGCAUCCGCAACACUGUUGAUGCUAAGCUCAGUCCAUGACGGGGCUUUGUUGCGAGCGAGAGGAAGGAGGCAACCUCAUGAGGAACCGCUCAUUAUUGUCGGCGGUUGUUUGAUUUAGAUACUUUUGGUAUAUAACAUUAUAGCAUGGCCAUAGUUUGCCCGCACUUAUGGACAGGGCGAUUCGUUCAUGUCGGUUUAGCAUCAUGACACACCGUCAGCCGAAUUCAAUCUUGGUG
Molecule: messenger RNA, 2956 nt
Organism: Purpureocillium takamizusanense
Lineage: Eukaryota; Fungi; Ascomycota; Sordariomycetes; Hypocreales; Ophiocordycipitaceae
Exons: 7
Coding region: 874-2457 (527 amino acids)
Molecular function (GO): protein binding
Source: RefSeq, a predicted model, not a curated record